AUAAUAACUGCCUUGGCCUUCAACGAAUAUAUUAUAUUUUUAGUUUGUGUGUAUAUUUUCUUGUGGUAACUGCCUUAGUCUUUGACGAUUAUAUUUAAUUUAUGUGUAUGCUUUGAUGAUCGGAUAAGCUCCUUAAUAUGGCAAUGAACUUUUACAAAGAAAUGAUAGGAGGACAGAAGAUACCUUCAAUAGGUUUGGGUACAUGGAUGUCCACAGAUGAAACAGAAUUGGAGACAGCGCUUAACGCAGCAAUAGAAGCAGGUUACCGUCAUAUAGAUACUGCUAUUGUUUACCAUAAUGAAUCUUUGAUUGGUCGAAUUUUGAAAGGCUGGUUUUCUUCUGGAAAACUACGCAGAGAAGAUUUUUUUAUAACCACAAAAUUACCAAUUGCUGGAUUACAUGAGGACAGAGUUGAAAUGUUCAUUAAAAAAUCAUUGGAAAAUCUCCAGCUGGACUAUUUGGACUUGUAUUUGAUUCAUUUUCCUGUAGCUAGUAAUUAUGUUGGACUUGAUGUUACACCACCAGAUCAGUUUAAAGUAGAACCAGUUGAUCAUCAUCUUGUUUGGAAGAAAAUGGAGGAGCAAGUUGAUGCAGGUCGGACAAGAGCUAUUGGUUUAUCAAAUUUCAAUGAAAAUCAAAUCCGAAAACUUUUAAAAUCGUGUAGAAUUCAACCCGCUUGUCUACAAAUAGAAGUUCAUUUGUUCAUGCAGCAAAAAGAAUUGAUUAAUUAUUGUCACAAGAAUCAUAUUCUUGUUAUCGCAUAUUCACCUCUGGGUAAUCCUGGAUAUAAUAAAUUUUUGAAUGUCAUAGGUCAAAAAGAAAAGCAGCUACCUUCUGCAUUAGAUAACCCGAUAGUCAAGAGAGUGGCAGAUAAAUACAAAAAGUCUCCUGGACAGGUUUUAUUGAGGUUCUUAAUAGAGAAGGAUAUAAUACCAAUACCUAAAAGCGUUUCUCCAAAGAGAAUUCGUGAAAAUAUUGACGUAUUCGAUUUUACCUUAGACAAAGAAGAUAUUCAUAAAUUGGAAAAUGUGGAUAGAGGGGAAGAAAGUCGUAUUUGUGAUUUCUCAUUUUUUCCUCCGUUACUGGAGAGUGAGCAUUUUCCAUUUUUGAAACAACGAGUGUAGAUUACACUCUUCUCAUAUGCACUUAUAGGAAAAAUCAAUUCCAUUAUGCUGACAUUAUAAAUGAAAUAGUUAUAAAUGGGAUAUUUCUUCAUAUUUUUUCAACGCUGAUAGAAAAAUUGGAUUGAUACAACCAUAAUAGAGACUAAAGACAUUUACGCCGUUCACUUAUUCCGCACUGGAUAGCACAAAGCUUAUUUAGUAUCAUUAUUUGGUGGGGACCUAUAGACCUUGCUAACAUUCAAUGUAAAUUAGAUUUAUUUAUUCUAAUGAUGUAUUUUGGUAAAUAGAGACCGAAUAAAAUUAGAAAUAUUU
Molecule: messenger RNA, 1436 nt
Organism: Diorhabda carinulata
Lineage: Eukaryota; Metazoa; Arthropoda; Insecta; Coleoptera; Chrysomelidae
Exons: 5
Coding region: 138-1124 (328 amino acids)
Cellular component (GO): cytosol
Molecular function (GO): aldose reductase (NADPH) activity
Source: RefSeq, a predicted model, not a curated record